Messenger RNA from Stomoxys calcitrans (stable fly), 2103 nucleotides. Its product is annotated as BRCA1-associated protein. Gene Ontology annotation, cellular component: cytoplasm. Bases 152 to 1852 code for a protein of 566 amino acids. The record is from RefSeq and is a predicted model, not a curated record. The transcript is spliced from 6 exons. Gene Ontology annotation, molecular function: ubiquitin protein ligase activity; zinc ion binding. Gene Ontology annotation, biological process: protein ubiquitination; Ras protein signal transduction. Lineage: Eukaryota; Metazoa; Arthropoda; Insecta; Diptera; Muscidae.
GAUAGCAUCUAGAAAACAAAAUAGUUUUUCUUCAGACUAAAUUGUUGAGUUUGGCUGUUGUGCAUCUCUGCCGUAACUUAAAGACAAAAGAAAUGUUUUGCGUCACUUUACAAUUUUGUACUUGAAUUCAAUUGAGGAUAAUAUUUAUGUAAUGCUUGAAAACAUCUCACUGUGUGUUAUUAAAAUCGAAAUCGAUUCAACCACUAGCGAAGAGUCGGACGAAGCUGGUGCUGUUUCCUCAGAACAUCCUAACAAUCCACGUGUCCUUAAAGAGCGUGAACGUGAUAGGGGUCUUCGGAAAUCAUCACAAAUUAUCAUUGAAACAUAUAGCAAUAAGUUGUGGUCAGAAGUUGUUGCUGGCGAAGAGAUGGCCUCCACCAAGGAAAAGAAAGCAACAGUGCCAUUGACCAGCGAAAAACGUCAACGUGAAUUUCCCACUUCAAGUUCAUCGCGCGAAACCACACCACUAGAGGAGGGUCAAUGUGCCUCGGAAUUGCCCAAAGAGAUUGGUUUCUUUUCGGGUAAUCCAAGUGUGGAGAUAACCAAUGGUAUUAUACAUUUGUAUAAGAAAAAUGAACGCAAAGAGAUCAAAGAUGCUCCUUCAAAUCAACUUUGUUUAUUGGCUGUACCGGCCAGUCUAAGCUGCCACGACCUCUUGAGCUUUGUGGCUCCUUGUCACACAGAAAUUCAACAUAUACGUAUUGUGCGUGAUGGCUGUCCCAAUCAAUUUAUGGUCUUGUUAGAGUUUCGUUCGAAUUCAUCAGCCUUGGAGUUUUAUCAAACCUACAAUGGUGCAGCUUAUAAUUCUCUGGAGCCUGAUUCUCUUUGUCAUGCCGUUUGGGUAUCAGAGGUGGAAAAGGGCGAAGAUGGAUUGCCACCUUUGGGUCAUACUGAAUUGCCAACUUGCCCAGUUUGUCUUGAACGCAUGGACGAAAGCGUAGAUGGGGUACUUACAAUUCUCUGCAAUCAUGCUUUUCAUGCCAAUUGUUUAAUUAAAUGGGGUGACUCCACUUGCCCCGUCUGCCGCCAUGUUCAAACUCCCGAAUUUAUGGAAAAUUCCGUUUGCAUGGAAUGUGAAGGUACCGACUCUCUAUGGAUAUGUCUAAUAUGUGGCCACGUCGGCUGUGGUCGUUAUCAAGGAGGUCAUGCUGCUGCCCAUUACCGGGCCACAAAUCAUACAUUUGCCAUGCAAUUGGGUACAUCAAGUGUUUGGGAUUAUGCUGGCGAUAAUUUUGUACAUCGUUUAUUUCAAAAUAAAACCGAUGGCAAAUUGGUGGCCACCCAGGCGCCAAAUGAUGAGGGAGAGGAAAAAAUCGAUUCCAUACAAUUGGAAUUUACAUAUCUAUUGACUUCGCAGUUGGAUACUCAACGCAAAUACUAUGAGGAACGUAUGGAACAUUUAGAAAAGGAAUGGCAUGACUUUCGUAGCACUUUGGAGGGGGCACACAGUAAAAUGAGUGAAAUGGAGCAACGCAUACAAACGCUGAACAAGGAGAAGCAAGCUUUAGAAAGAAAAUUGCAACAAAAUAAUACCAAAUUAAAAGAGAUACAAAAACAAUUGGUUGAAGAACAGGAAAUAUCACGUGCCUUACAAACCAAUCAAUCCUCCUGGCAUAGCAAAUACAAACAGCUGGAUCAACAAUACAAGGCUUAUCGUGAUUCCAAGGAAGCCGAGCUUAGUUCCAUUAAGGAACAACUACAUGAUAUUAUGUUCUAUAUGACUGCCCAAAGUAAGAUAGCCGAAUCGGAAUUGAAAGAGGAAAUAGCCGGAGGCACCGUUGUCUUGCCCGACGAACCAACUGCCACGAGUAGUUCCACUUCCAAAGGCAAUCGCCGUAAGAAGAAACAUUAAAUGUCGAUUUAAUGGUCCAUAAUUUGUAGCUACUGAUGAUGAUAUUGAAUUGUCAUUAAGUUGGUAAGCGAAAACAUUUUGAAAAGUGGUGUGUCUGAUGGUUUUAUGGUUGGCAUUGAGCCAUUUUGGUAAACAAAUCGAAUUAUGUGAAACCUAUUAUUAAUUUAGAAAUUCCUUACGUGAACUCCACUGUAUUAGCUUUUUUAUAUGUUUAUAUAUUUAUUAUUACUAUUAAAUGUGUUUAAAACGAA